Messenger RNA from Solanum verrucosum, 1785 nucleotides. RefSeq lists its product as uncharacterized. The transcript has 4 exons. Gene Ontology annotation, molecular function: nucleic acid binding. Bases 1 to 1785 code for a protein of 594 amino acids. The record is from RefSeq and is a predicted model, not a curated record. Lineage: Eukaryota; Viridiplantae; Streptophyta; Magnoliopsida; Solanales; Solanaceae. Gene Ontology annotation, biological process: DNA integration.
AUGAGUACUAAUACAGAAAGUGGAGCUUACAUGAUUGGGACUGAUGUUAACAGUACAAGAAAGAAUUGCUAUGAGGAUGGUUCAGAUGGAUCAACCUUCAACUAUGGAAGUAACACAAAUGUUCCUGUGAAAAAUCAUAUAAGUAACAUAGGUGAUUGUUCAAAUCAACUGCAGGGGUGUAGUUUCACCAAAGAUCAGUAUGAUCAAAUUCUGCACAUGUUAAAGCAGAAUCAAGGAUGGGGACAAAAAUCAGAGGAUACAAAUACAGUACAUGAUCUUCAGGCUAAUACUGUAAGUAAAACUUUGUUAGUUUCUGAAAAUAAUAAGGUCUGGAUUAUAGAUACAGGGGCAUCUAAUCAUAUGGAUAUAGAUACAGGGGAAUCUAAUCAUAUGGAUAUGCUUACAAAACAUUCUGUUGUUAAGGUUAAGGAUCCAAAACCAGUUUAUCUACCUACUGGUGAAGUGUCUUAUGUGUCUAAUACUGGAGUGUGUCACAUAUCUCCAAGGAGUGUGAUUACUAAUGUCUAUCAUAUUCCAGAGUUCAAGAUCUUUACACUGGAUCACUCACUUGUUGCAUCUGAAAAGAAGUUAGAAGUUCAACAAUUGUCAGAAAAAGAAGUGGAUGUAUGGCACAGGAGGUUAGGACACGGAGCAUCACAUGUGUUAAGUAAAGUAUUUCCUGUUAAUUCAGAAAUAAUAAAAAAAGUGUUGAAUGAAUGUACUAAUUGUCCUAGUGCAAAACAGACCAGAACUGUGUUUCCUAUUAGUUGCAUUAAAAGUAGUCAAGUUUUUGAUUUGAUUCAUUUGGAUUUAUGGGGACCAUACAAACAGCCUACAUUUGAUGAAAGAGGGAUAGUACAUCAAAGAUCCUGUCCUUAUACACCUCAGCAGAAUGGGGUGGCUGAAAGAAAGCAUAGACACCUCUUGGAAGUAACUAGGGCUCUAAGGUUCCAGGGGCAUAUUCCUUUAAAAUAUUGGGGUCAGUAUGUGCUUGCAACUGUCUACCUGAUAAAUAGGAUGCCUAGCAGAGUUCUGGGAGGUAAAUCUCCAUAUGAGAAAAUGUAUGGAAGCAAGCCAAUGUUGUCUCAUCUUAGAGUAUUAGGUUGCUUAUGUUAUGUUAAGGUUCUAACUGAGAGUGAUAAGUUAGCAUCAAGGACAAAGGCAGCAGUACAUAUGGGAUAUUCAGAAACUCAGAAGGGUUAUAUUUUGUUAGAUUUGACAUCAAGUAAUUUCUUUGUGAGUAGAGAUCUGGUAUUCAAAGAGACAGUGUUCCCUUUCAUGUCUGCCUUAGGUAAAAGAGAAGAGGGUACAUUUGUGAGUAGUAUGGAUGAAGAGCAAUGUAGUCAGGAGUUGAACAGAAACUUGGAUGGCAACAUUGAGCAAGAAACAGUGAAAGAAACAGUUCAAGAUAAUGAGUCUGUUUCUACUGACUCUCAAACAGUGGUGAAUAGAAGGUCUACACGAGGAGUACAUCCACCAGUUUGGAUGAAAGAUUUUGUGUCACUAAAUAUGGGCAAACAGGUGAAGUAUCCUAUAGCUGACAGUGUUGCAUACAAUCACUUGUCUAAAUCUUACCAGGAGUUUGUUGCUGCAACUUCUAUUCUAACUGAACCUACAUCCUUUGCUGAAGCCAGCAAAGAUCCUAAGUGGAUUAAAGCAAUGCAAGCUGAAAUACAGGCUUUACAAGAUAACAAAACUUGGAAACUGGUUGAUUUGCCAAAAGGGAAGUCUGCUAUUGGAUACAGAUGGAUUUAUAAGAUUAAAACAAGUCUAAUGGAGAAGUAG